AUGAAAGUAAGAAUCGCUGCCAUUCAAUUGAAGCCGAAAUUUGGCGAUGUGGCGUACAACACAUUAAGGGCAUCGGAUAUCGUGUCAAAGCUUUACAAGCAGGACUUACCAGGUCCCGACAUCUUGGUGCUACCAGAAUUGGUGUUCACCGGAUACAACUUCAAGAGUCCAACCCAUAUCACCCCAUUUUUGGAGAAUUUUCAUGCGGGGGUCACUAAAAGACUGUUUUUCGAAUGCCCUUCCAUAAAAUGGGCCAUAGAAACCUCUAAAACAUACCAGUGUUUCACGGUGGUUGGGUACCCCGAGCUAUUCAAGGAUACGAUUUACAAUAGUAGUUGCUUGGUAUCGCCUAUUGGAUCGAUCUUAUUCAAUUACCGGAAAUCAUUCCUUUAUAAGACCGAUAAGGUUUGGGGUGCGAAAGAGAAUCCUGUGGGGUUCGAGAAUUUCCAAUUGAAUCUCAACAAGGAGUAUUACCGUGAAAGAAAGGAUUUAUCGAAAAAGUUUGGGGUUGAUGAGUCAGUGUUCCCUAGGGUACAUGAUCAAGGUAAAGUGCUUGAGCCAUUGGUGAAAAACGACGGAAUGGUGGUGGAGAAAAUUAGUCGAGUGGUCCACAAGAAGACUGAUUUUGAUAUCGCGGUGGAAAACUUGGACGAUAAGUAUUCUGAGACCUCGAUUAAAACCGCCAUGGGAAUUUGUAUGGAUUUGAGCAAUUACGAAUUCAAAGCAUCUUUUGAAAAAUUCGAGUUUUCGCGUUAUUGCCUUGACAAUGACGUGCGAUUGAUCUUGUUCCCUAUGGCAUGGUUAUCGUCGGUAUCUCCAGAAAUCACUUACGAGAAGAAGAAUGACGAUGUUGGAAAAGAAAAGGAUACGAAGUUUUUACAAGAUCAAUUGGAUUCCAUGACCAAGGAAGUUGAAUUGACCACCAACAUCAAAGAUGAUGAUGGAAAAGUCAUGGUUAAUGACUCCUGUGACGUCAAUAGUGCCCUCAAAAGAGUGGAUAUCCGAGAUAUUGCCAAUUAUGACAAGAACGCCAUAGACAGUUCGAAUGUGAAUUUCUGGAUCCUUAGAGGGGUUCCGCUUUACAAUAGUUUCUACAAGAUGAACGCCAAGAUCCCAGACAAUAACAAGAUAAGAUAUAUUGUUCUCUGUAAUCGAACAGGGAUGGAGGACGGUGUUGUUUAUUGCGGCUCCACAUCGAUUGUUAAAUAUACUUCAGAAAGUCCGGUAACAUUGUACGAAGCGUCCCAGAAAGAAAGUGCUGACGUUAAGAAGAUACAGAAAACUUUCCAGAAUUUCCAAGAGUUGGAUAAUAGGAACCCAAGUGUGGAAAUCCUAGGCAGUUUGCCGACUGGCAGAGAAGCAGUUCUUAUCAGAGACAUUGAAUUUUGA
This is a messenger RNA of Saccharomycopsis crataegensis, 1389 nucleotides long. It is a transcript of the gene NTA1, whose product is annotated as amidase. Gene Ontology annotation, molecular function: protein-N-terminal glutamine amidohydrolase activity; protein-N-terminal asparagine amidohydrolase activity. Bases 1 to 1389 code for a protein of 462 amino acids. The record is from RefSeq and is a predicted model, not a curated record. The transcript has a single exon. Lineage: Eukaryota; Fungi; Ascomycota; Saccharomycetes; Ascoideales; Saccharomycopsidaceae. Gene Ontology annotation, biological process: protein catabolic process; protein modification process.